AUGGAAGUCGUGUCAUCGUAUCCCUACGUUGGCCCUCCAGGUCCUGCCAUCAUGCAGGAUGGAGGCCCUGCACGAGGAGGUGGCCGCAGCGGUGACCGUCUGACCAAGAGACGCCGUAUUGACGAUACCGGUGGAGAUGCUGCCCCAACCAACCCGGAGGCCUUUGAGCAGUGGGACAAUGAUGCACAGAACCGGGCGUCGCAGCAGUAUAUUUCAGGUCAGGAUGGAGCGUCCUUGAGCACCGGCCAAGCAGAUUUCAGUAAUCCGGCUGCGGCACCAGGAGCCCUGAGUACGACGGAGGGCUCGUCCUGGCAGCCUCCGGACACGACUGCGUACCCCGAUCUUGCGUCUUAUCAGCAGCAGCCCUACUUUUACGGGCAGAAUAACACUGCUGCUGCUGGCUACAACGCCAACUGGGCACACGCCACAACUCAGGCCUAUGGUGCUACUUAUGUGGGCUACUCCGUGAAUGGACAGACUGCUACUGCGAGCAUGCCCUUCUUUCCUCCCUCAACUGCGAAUGUUGGCGACCCUGCCGAUGGGCUUGACGGCGCCACUGCUUUCAACUAUCCGGACGUCGAACAUGCCUCGCAGUAUGCAUCGUAUACCCAACCCAGCGCCACGGCAGCGUUGGCUCAGCGGGAAGCGGCCAAGUCAUCGGCAUACUACUUUGAUGAUGCGAGCAUGCACUUGAAGAUCCAGAGUCUUCCAAUACUGGACAACUUAGCGACCCAGCUCAUUCACACCAUUUCAAAAGCCAGCUUUCCACAAAUCCAGGAUCUGAUGCGAGGAGCCGACAACGAGGACAGCCAAGCAUACAAAACAUUGAAGAACCUCUUCGACCAGACACGGAAAGUGUACAGCAGGGAGACACCUUUCAUCGAUGCCAUUGCCAUACAAAUGUUCCAACCCAACCAGCAGGAGAUCAUUCGGAAAGCCAACAUCGCCACCUUUAUCUCUAGCAUCCUGGGCGCGCACGAUGUCAGUUUCUUCCACCUCAAUGAGUUCUUCAUGGAGACUUUCGUACCUCUGGGUCAUCGUCUGCUUAAGUGGCAGGGUGCGAUUUACUUGGAACUGAAGACGCAAAUUUACAUUUCAGCAUUGAUGAACAGUGACGGCAGUCCUGAGGCAAUGCUGGAUGAGCUCUUUCCACCUGAUCUUGACGCUCAGAUCCUGACAAGACAUCCGGAUGCACCAAGCUUGUCGCCCAGCGAGCAAGAUUUCAUUGAUCGCAGCAGAGCUAGGAAGAGCUACCUACUGGCGGAGCCCUCUUCAGACGAGGCAUUGAAGGAAUUGCCGAAGAAGUAUCAAUGGAACGACUUUGUCCGCGAGUUCGCCUCCUGCAUCUCCAAGAACGUUGACGGAAUCAUGAACGUACCUGUACGAUCCCAAGCUGGUGGCGCAGCGAACAAGAAUGUAGUUCAAGACAUCGUGGUCGGUGCCAAUGGUGCCUCCGGCGUGGCCAUCCCAGGCGUGUCAUCAACUGGCAACAAGUCCAGUGGAUCUGCCAACAGAUCAGCCCCAGCAGCAUCAACAAUACGACAGCCCUGGACGAAGCCCGAAGAAGACGCACUACUCGCUGGUCUCGAGCGUGUCAACGGACCGCAUUGGUCCCAGAUCCUCGCACUCUAUGGUCGUGGUGGCUCAGUCAGUGAGGUACUGAAAGACCGCAAUCAAGUGCAGCUCAAGGACAAGGCUAGAAACUUGAAAUUGUGGUACCUCAAGACUGGCAAAGAAGUGCCACCGUCGUUGCGGGGUGUUACUGGUGAGCUCAGGAAGCGAGGCGGUGCGAGAGCGAGGGCUGCGUUGGGGAUGAUGGAUGAGGAGACGAAUCAUGAUGGCGGCGGUGGCGGGCAGGAUGAUGAUGGGGAUGGGGAUGGUGGUGGUGAUACGGGCGUGGAUAAGAAUACGACUACGAGGUCUGGGAGGAGUUCGAAGAAGAAGGGGAAACGUUAG
Fulvia fulva is the source of this 1956-nucleotide messenger RNA. RefSeq names its product Transcription factor. Bases 1 to 1956 code for a protein of 651 amino acids. The record is from RefSeq and is a predicted model, not a curated record. Gene Ontology annotation, molecular function: protein homodimerization activity; double-stranded telomeric DNA binding. The transcript is spliced from 3 exons. Gene Ontology annotation, biological process: telomere maintenance via telomere lengthening. NCBI's taxonomy places the organism in Eukaryota, Fungi, Ascomycota, Dothideomycetes, Mycosphaerellales, Mycosphaerellaceae.